CCCACGAAGAAGAGAACGCGGAAGAACGACACAAGCCGGACACGAUGGCCGUGAAUGAAGGCUCCUUCUGCGCUGUUUUUGACGCUAAACGCACCAAGUAUCUGUUUUCCACCCGCAGGAGCGAGGGGACUUUCACCGUGAGCCUGACAGACGCAGAAUCUGUGUGGAGGUCGGAGCUCUCGGAGGACGCGCUGACUCAGCAGAGACGGAGGCUGGCCUUCAAAUCUGCUGAAGAUUACAUCCUGAAGUUCAGGGCUUCCUGCCGGAGUGGCGACGUGACCGCCGUGGUGCACGGCGCCACUGCAGAUAUACAUGUGGGAGCCGACUCACGGGAGCCAGCUUUGACCCUCCCCAGGAUGGAAGGCCCCCAGGCCACGGAGGAACUGCGGGAGCUGCUCUUCUCCAUGGCGGACAGGCUGGCACAGCAAGGUGAAAGUCCUCAGGUCAGUCCAAUGAAAGCUCACCACAGGUGGUCAUCAGAGCUGGAGGCCAGGCUGCAGCAGCAGAAUGCCUCUUCAUCAGUGACGAUGAAGAGGAGACUUCCCGGAGCUUCACUCAUCAACCCAGGAACGAAAAAGAAGCUGCAGGCGACUGGCGUGGCUUUUGACGACGCAUCUGAAGACUGAUCCCCCUCAUCACCCCCCCCCCCCCCCCCCCCCCACC
Molecule: messenger RNA, 663 nt
Organism: Oryzias latipes (Japanese medaka)
Lineage: Eukaryota; Metazoa; Chordata; Actinopteri; Beloniformes; Adrianichthyidae
Gene: paxx
Product: PAXX non-homologous end joining factor
Biological process (GO): double-strand break repair via nonhomologous end joining
Cellular component (GO): nonhomologous end joining complex; site of double-strand break; nucleus
Molecular function (GO): molecular adaptor activity
Source: RefSeq, a predicted model, not a curated record